This is a messenger RNA of Metarhizium album ARSEF 1941, 4998 nucleotides long. RefSeq names its product NACHT and Ankyrin domain protein. The coding region runs from base 1 to 4998 and encodes 1665 amino acids. Gene Ontology annotation, molecular function: protein binding. The transcript is spliced from 2 exons. The record is from RefSeq and is a predicted model, not a curated record. NCBI's taxonomy places the organism in Eukaryota, Fungi, Ascomycota, Sordariomycetes, Hypocreales, Clavicipitaceae.
AUGUUGACCAAAUCCCUUGCAGAAAAGCCAUAUCUAUAUUUUGAUCUUGUCUCAAAGCUAUCAACGACCAUUCUCGACUGCUCUCCCGACCGUGAAGCCCAGCUCUUUGCGCCUGCUCCCGAGACGUUGCACUGGAUUCUCGAACUCGAUGCAUACGAGAACUGGAUCGGACCAUCGUGUCGCCCUUUGUGGCUGCGUGGCCAGGAAAAGUCGGACAUGACGGCUUCGCUGCAAAUGUUGGAGAGGCAGGCGCGACAGAGAUUCCCAUAUGCCAAUAUCAUCAAGUACUCCUUCAACGCCAGCGACGACCGCUCUCGAUCGACACACAGAAUGCUUUGUUCUCUCAUCUACCAACUUGUCAUCCUUGAACCCGCCUUGGCUGGGCGUGUUGAGAAUAUCUGCCGGUAUGCGAUAAUCAGCAGCGAGCCCUUUAGUGUUGAACAUCUAUGGGUGCUCUUCCGCUCGAUGCUCUCCUGUCCUCACAGGGGAGCUCGUGUCACCAUCUGCUUGGUCAACAUGAUGGACGAAUGCGACCCUCGUCGCAGCCAGUUCCUCAACAGCCUCCUGUCCUUGGCCGACUCGGAAACCACACCUCGCUACUUUCGACUGGCAGUCACUUUUCGUGAGGCUCCCGAUGCUAAUUUCAAUUUCGCCGCUGAUGCCAUCAACAUUGACCCGAGAGUAGAAGACCAAGACCCUGACAAGACGCAGAGGGAGUUGGAAUCCAUGGCCGCUCGCGAGGCUUCUUCGUUGUUGCAAGCUAGACCGGAGCUCGCUGAAUUUGGCGGCAUCGUCUAUGAGAAACUGGCAGCUGCCCGAGAUGGCUUCACCGUCUCACUCACGGCAGUAUUGUUGAAGGGAUGCCAGUGGCCAUUGACAUACCCAGAACUGAGCUCUCUACCACACACUCCGUCCGAGCUAUAUCAACAUUUUCUCCAGAGAAUACCCAGUCAGCAACAAGCCUGGGCAAGCCAAGUAUUGUCUUGGGUUGUCCUUGCCUUUCGGCCACUCAAACUGACGGAGCUCGCCGUCGCCUUGCUUCUUCCAAACAACGACCUCGCGUCAAUCUCGGUGCAGCAGAGGGUGAGGCUCUUGAAUCUCGAAUCUGAGCUCCGUCGGGUAUUUGGGAACUUGAUCCAGAUCCAAGAUGGCACUGUCUUGCCGGUACACAGCAGCCUUCGGGAAUACCUUGUCCAAGGUCGAACGGGCCACCCGGACAGGCCUUCGCCACUCCUCUCCCAUGGGCAUCAUGUACUGGCGGAGUCGUGUAUCCAGUACUUUGGGCUCGUGACGGUGCAAAAACAGCAAGCAGGUCCCGAGAAGGAACUCGACGUUGGAGACGACUCAGACGAUGUCGACGGGCCUCCAAGGGGACACGGGUACGACUUUCAUGGGUAUGCCGCCCAGUAUUGGUCCAAGCACUACAACUCGGUGGAACGGGAAGACUUUCCAAAGCUUCGCAAAUUGGCAUUGGAGCUGCUGGAGCUGCAACCAGACCCGGCUGCCUCGACUGAUGAGGCGCUGUCGUUGAUGCCGCCGUCACGCGUCUGGAUAGAUUCGGCCUGGCGCUCCAAGGAGCCGCUUUCUGUCGCUGCCGCACAUGGGUGUCAUGACAUUGUUGGUGCAAUGGUCGACGAGGCGAGCCUGAGCAGCGCGGCCUGCUCUUGGGCGCUGGGCCCUGCCAUGAUGAAUAGAGACGAGAAAAUGGUCAAUUACCUCCGGGCAGCUGGCGCCCGGCAUCACGAGGCUCUGCUCCAGGCUGCCCGGCAUGGCUUGGACUCGGUGGUGCGCCAGCUUUUGAAAGAAGGGGCUCAGUUCGUCACGAACGAGGGCGAUCCGCCAUUGCACGAGGCGUCUGAGUCUGGGUAUGCUGGAGUGGUGAGACAACUGAUUGAUGCGCAUUUCAAUCCAAACGCCAGGGCAUACAAAAGCAUGCCUCUUCAUCUCGCCAGUCAGUUUGGCCACGUUGACGUGGUGGAGGUGCUUCUAGACGAAAAAACAAAAGCCGUCAACGCCGUCAAGAUUGAAGCACUGGAUCGUGACGGCCUAACUCCUCUGCUUGUGGCCACUACAUGCCAGCAUGCCAGCACAGUCAAGAAACUUCUCGAAUUGGGUGCCGACAUUGACGCGAUAGGCGAGGGGACCAAGACUUCAGCCUUGCACAUUGCCGCCGAGCUCGACAGGGAAGACAUUGUGGACAUAUUGUUGACUCACUACGAGGCACUUGGGAAUAAGGUCGGUAACUUGGAGGCUCUCCGAACCGCCAUCAAGAGACAAGACAAGCGCCUGUACACGCCGCUGCACUCGGCCGCAGCCAAAGGCAGUGUGGAAGUAGUAAAGAAACUUGUUGGCAAGCUGCGAGUCAGUCAACUGAACGAGGAGGCACUGUUCAUGAUGCGGAGUAAGGACGGAGAUACGCCCCUUCAUCUUGCGGCCCAUGGUGGCCAUGGCCAUGUGAUAGACGCUCUUCUUGAAUGGCAAAGGGACACGACAAGGGCGAGCCCAGGACUCUGUGACAAGCCCAACAUUGGCAUCGCCAAUGAAGCUUCCCGACUUCCCAUCCACUUUGGCGUCCUCUGUCGCGAUGCAUCCAUCGUCGCUCGGCUUUGUUUCGAGCAUCAAAAACACCAGGUCCCUGUCAACUUGACAGAUGCCGAUGGACAGAGCCCCCUUCAUCUCGCAUGUCACGACGGCCUAGCCGACAUCGUCGACAUCCUCCUGAAGCAUCAAGGCUGGACUGACGAAGCGAACAGAGACGGCGCCACGCCUCUUCUUCUUGCGUGCGACCUCGGGCACCUGGGAAUUGUCAGCAAGCUCCUGAGCCACGGCUCGAGCCUAGAGGUGGCCGACUCGCGAGGUCGCCGCGCCUUACACAGGGCCGCAGUCGCAGGGCACCCCGGGUUAAUUGAGAAAAUUGUCCACGCCUCGCCCAGGCCCGUCGUCAGCCAUGUGAACUUGAGAGACAACCGCGGAAGAACACCACUUUACCUGGCGGCAGGCUGGGUAAAUCGCCAAGCAACGAAAACGCUCCUGGAUGAGGGGGCGGACGUCAGGCAAGUAGAUAACGAGGGCCGAAGUGCGUUGUUUGCCGCGUGCAUGAGUGGCCGUGCCGACGUCGUGGCCAUUCUGCUCCGGAAGAUUAGGGACGAUAUCAAGGACGUGGAGGGGCACGAAUCUGCUACACGCCCAGGCCUUCUCGAAUGCUUCUAUGCCCUGCUAUCACGGAUGCCGCGACGCUGGGCUGUCCAGGAAGAUACCGACCGGACCGACUCUCCGGAAUGCCGGGCUGAGACUCUGAUGGACCUUUUGCGAUUCCCCCAUACCUGGGACAGCGGCACGUGGGAGGGCAUACUGCAUCUCGCUGCGGCAAAGGGGAUGGCCGCGGUUGUCGAUGCUGCCUUGGGCGUUGAAGGGCUCGAUCCCAAUUGCUGUGACGAUCGAGAGCAAACACCUCUGAUCAAGGCGGCUGAAGGCGGGCACUAUCAGGCGUUGGAGCGUCUCUUACGGGAUCCCAAUGUUGAUAGAAGUCGCAAGGACUGGUCCAAAUUCUCAGCCAUUACUAUGGCAUCUUUAUGGGGGCAUCGAGAACUUGUCGAGCUGCUUGCCUUGGACCGACAAUGUCUCAUGGAUGCCGAAACUUACGCAGACGUUUUGCAGUGUCCGUACGGACUUGAUGUCGCCAAAUUCCUUCUGGACCGUGUCCACUGGUAUUACCCUCAUCGCAGCUCUCGUAAUGUUUCACCGCUAGAUGCUGCGAUGAGCGGCGCUUUAGAGGUGAGGAACCACGAGCUGGUCUCUUUGCUUGUGAAUCGAGGCGCAAACGUCAACCACACCGACAGCAAGGGAGUCACGCCGCUACAUAGCGCUGCGUCCCGGCACGACGCCGAGUCGUGUAAAUUUCUCCUGCAGUCCGGAAAAAUAUCCAAUGUAAAUGCUCGAGAUAAGGAUGGCUGCACGCCGCUGCACAUGAUUGCGAAUGACAAAGGCCAAGAGGGUUUGUCAGGCCGACGUCAAGACGUCUCCGCUGUCAGAGCCCUGUUGGAGGCCGGUGCCAAGGUAGAUUGGACGAAUGUAGACGGGAAAACAGCCCUGUUCGUCGCAACACUCUGUGGGAAUCUUCCUGUAGCCGUGGAGCUCCUCAAGCACGGGGCGAAUCCGGUCGCUGAAACGAAUGACGGGCGGACGCCGCUGCAGGAGGCGGCCAGGAGAAGCACCAGGUUUUUCCAGCUCAUGCUAGAUGAGGUCGACAGGAGGAAUGAAUCAGCCGAACGAAGGAACUUGUCUCGGGACAGUCCGCUCACCAUCGCGGCCCGGGAGGGCUGCGUGGGCGUCGUCAAGGCGUUGGCGAACAGAGACGACGUGGACGUCAACAGGUGGGGAGGAGAUCUGGUACUUACACCUCUGGGAAUUGCAAUACAUCAACGCCACAGAGAAGUUGUCGCGGUCCUCCUUCAAUCCCGGAGGAUUUCCUCGUUGCAUGCCCAGCAACACCUGCUCUGGGAGGCAGCCAAAGGGGGCAGCCAGGAAAUCCUGGCGCUAUUGAUCGACCACGGUGUGCACGCUUCAUGUACAAGCUCCGAACUGUGGAAGCUUGCCAUGUGGUCCGAAAACGCUCGCCUCAUGGAAAUCCUACGGAGGUCAGACUUUGGCAAGACCAUGCGGGAUGAACACGGCUGGUCGCUCGCAUGGGUCAGAUACGUCAACCUCCCGCAGGGAAGAGAGCAGGAGAUUCCGCCCGAAACGUCGGGCCUGUGUUGUUUCCCACCCUCCCGCUGGGUCGAUGGACGUCUAGAGCGUUGCAGGAAUUUGGAAGUGCCACAUAUGACUCCGGCUCGGAGCCGCGCCGGACUUGAGCUCUGUCCGACGUCGUUUUCAGGCGAAUUUACCCUUGUACUUGACCGGCAAAGCACCCCUUCGUUUACGACGGACCAUCCCAUCCCGCCAGUCGGCGAGUUUGCAUUGGAAAUUGACAUCCUGGAACUUGGAUACCACAGGUGA